CGCAUCUGGGUCUUUUCACUCAGAUAUGCUCAUGCAUGUAUGGUUCCGCCCCUGCAUAUUAUGGAUGUAAUACCAUUUAUUUUUAACGCAUAAACUACACGUGUUUCCGCUUUGGGGGUGCAUUUGAAAUAUGAGCCUCUAGGAGCCGCUGCGGAAUUUCCUCACUUAUAUUUUUUUCAGGCUCUGACAGGUCCGGUCAUUUUUUGCAGCGGAGGCCACCUUCUCGCCUGUCUCACCGGGAGCGCAUCUCCAUCCAGCAGCUCCGCGCGGACCGGAGCCUGAUGCUCCCACACCAUACAUUUACCCAGCUUUUUACCCGGCAUGUAAACCCGGGUCAUUGCUCUUGUUUCAGGCCCGGUUUGUGUGUGUUUUUCCCCCAUGGAGGACUAGCCAGGUCGGGGAUCCACCGCCCUGCAGGCUGCGUGGGAACACGGAGCUCCACACCGACGGGAAUACACCCAAGUCGGGGAUAAAAGGCUGAAAAUGGUGGAUGAUUCUGGCUUCUUUUGCCGUCAUGUGAACGCGGACGAGGCGCGUCAACGUGCCGGGGAUGAUGGUGAAAGCUUGCGGCUGUGUGCUGCUCCAUAGCCUCCCCUGUCCCUCGCCUCCCACCUGAUCACCUCGUCCUCCUCCUCUUCUUCCGGUCCAUCAUGACCACCACCCUGGAGAUGAUUCCGGGCGCCCCCGACCCAGAGCUGAGCCCGGAGCGACUGGACGGCUGUGAAGACUUUGGGGGCCGCUACAAGGUGGUUCCCUCCGUGGUCUGCUCCAUGUGCUGCCUCUUCGGCAUCAUCUACUGCUUCUUUGGGUACCGCUGCUUCAAGGCGGUGAUGUUCCUGACCGGGCUGAUGUUCGGCUCCGUUGUGAUCUUCAUGCUAUGCUACAAGGAGCGCGUCCUGGACACGCAGCUGAGUGUGGAAGCGUCGGUGGGCAUUGGCCUGGGCAUCGGCACGCUGUGCGGCCUGGUCACCAUGCUGGUGCGCAGCGUGGGGCUCUUCAUGGUGGGGUUGCUGCUGGGGCUGCUGGUGGCUGUGGCCACACUGGUGGGCAUGGAGGAGUUCUCGGACAGCCCCCCACGCUCCGUGUGGGUGCCGUUGGGCGUGCUGCUGGGGCUGGGCAUGCUGUUCGCCGUGCUCACCCUGCAGUGGCAGCGCCUCUUCACCACGCUCUCCACCUCCGUGUUCGGGGCGGCCGUCAUCACGGUGGCGGUGGACUACUUCGUGGAGCUCUUUGCCCUCGUGCUGUACAUGUACGAGCGCAUGAAGGCCGCGCCCGGGAAGCCUGUGUGCUGGCUGACGUGGGUGGUGCUGGGAGUGUGGCCCGCCCUCACCCUGCUGGGGGUCAUGGUGCAGUGGAAGGUCACCGCUGAGGGAUACUCCCACACCAAGGUGAUCAUCAGCCGGCAGCAGAGGAGGAUGCAGGUGAUGCGGAUCCGGCAGCGGGAUGACCGCUAUCGCAACAAGAAGAAGAAGAAGCUGCAGCCCGGCUCCUCCACCCACAACCACCAGGCCAAGCAGCUCCACCCCGAGCCCGCCUACCGCCGCAAGCCCAACCCCAUCCGGCGCUACGACACCGACGUCCUCUCGCCGAGCUACAUCCAGAGUUUCCGGGAGCGGCAGGUGCAGCCUCCGGCAGGUCGCCUCGCUGGCCGCCCGCACACAGUGGUGGAUGUGGGCUACGACUACAGCUCCACCACGCCCCUCACUGGAGUUGCAGGACCCCCACUAAGAGUCUGAGAGACCACCCCCCCCCCCCCACCUCCCAGAGACCUGAACACACCCCUCCACCAGGGAGAUACAUUACUCUGCAAUCACAACCCCACCUGGGUGUCUUCACGUCUGCUCGGGGACAACCACCAUGCAAAGAGUUUAGCCACACCCCUCUGAGGAGGAAAUGUAUUUAGGGCUGGAUUUACCCAGAAUGCAACACAUGUUUAACUGACGUAAUGUUGGAUUAUAGACCCCAGCAUGCCUGCACUAACGAAACACAGCAGCUACAUCUGAAGGGUGGAGGUGAAGACCCGGAGCAGUGUGCCGUGCCGGCCCUCGUUUGUUUUUAAACACCGUCUCAACUUAAACCAGAUCAGGGAUCAGUCUGCCAACCUGCCUCAGGUCCACACACACUGAGGAAGAGUCACAGUCAUCGUGCUGGUGUUGGUGCCGAUUUUCAACCUAUGGUGCAAGCCCAACAAAGAUCAUCUAUAAAGGAGAGUGAGGGCCUUCCGAUGCAAACUGGGAUGUUCUUUCUGCUCUCUUCGCCCUAUGGACAACAUAGAAUCGUCUGUGAAAUGGGGGGAGACCCUUGGUGCUGGACGACCAACUUCUUCUCUGUUCAAACGGGUGCCUUGCUCCUCUGUGGAGGAAGGGGGACCUCCCAUCGAUGGCUUGCUUUUGGAAAAUAAUGUGAAAACAGAAGGAUUUAUCCGAAGUGAGGGGGGGUAGAGUUGUUGCGUUGUCUUGUUGUCUUGCCGAAGGAAAGCCACAUUUCCUGUGGCACCUCAUCUGAGAGAACCACUGAUUAUUUUGCACCCUGCACUGCAGCCAAGAGAUUACUCACACUGCCGUUCUAGAAAAUGACGCUCGCUCCAGUCGCACCUUCGUCCUGAUUUGUGCUGCAGAGCAAUCACAAUCUGAGCAGCUUUUAAAAACAUGCAAAGGGAAGAUGUGAUCUGUGUAAAAUCUCUGAAUGACCAGGAUGUGAAUAAAGGAGGCUCCAGUGGCCAUCUUGUACUGGGACUCCUCCCAUCACGUGCACUGGUUCCUUUUUAUCUGGGACGUUUCUGUCACCUGUGAAAAUGUGAAUACUUUAAUCGUCUUUACCUCGUUAAAGGAAAAGCAGAUAUUGGGCAGAGGGGGGGGGGGGGGUGUAUGGUACGUUUUUAAAUCCUCCGCGGAAAGUGCAUGACUAACCCCCCCCCACCCCUUUUUAAUGUGCAUCGAUGUGAACUUUGUACAUAAAACACAGCACUGACUAACUUCUUCUUUUUAAUCUCCUUUCUUAGAAAUCUCAUUAAGAUGUUGUUGUGUUUUUUCAGUGGGAUGUUUAUUUAUUUGCUGAUUUUAUUUAUUCUGUAAAGGAGCGUGCAAUGUCAUCACAGUGGGCCAGUAGCUCCAUGCUUUUAAAAUGAA
This is a messenger RNA of Eleginops maclovinus (Patagonian blennie), 3128 nucleotides long. It is a transcript of the gene tmem198ab, whose product is annotated as transmembrane protein 198b. Bases 651 to 1736 code for a protein of 361 amino acids. Lineage: Eukaryota; Metazoa; Chordata; Actinopteri; Perciformes; Eleginopidae. The record is from RefSeq and is a predicted model, not a curated record. The transcript has 5 exons. Gene Ontology annotation, biological process: positive regulation of canonical Wnt signaling pathway. Gene Ontology annotation, cellular component: plasma membrane; cytoplasmic vesicle.